UUUCUUAAUCAAAAUUCUAUAACUAAGAAUCAGAGUGCAGAUCAAUUUGGACGAACUAAACGAAUUCUGCAACAAUGGUCAACUGUUGUGUUCCGGGUUGUACAAAUUACUCGUCGAAGUCAAAAUCUUCAGGUGUUAGUUUCCACCUUAUUCCGAAAGACCCCUCCCGUCAAAAGGCAUGGAUUGCUAGAAUACGGAGAGAAAAUCUACAUCCUCUCCAAUACUGUUACGUUUGCAGCGAGCACUUUGCUCCCGAUUGUUUUGAAUCGGACCUGAGACAGAAACUUACACCAUGGCAACCUUUAAAAAGGCGACUGAAGCGGGAUGCAGUACCAUCGAUCUUUUCAUUUGGCCCUCAACCCAGUAAAAAGCGUCUGUCUAGCGAGCAUCGUACACAGAAACGUCAGGCUGAUCAAGACAAGGAGGAACUUUCAAAUAUUUUAGAACAAUGUUCCUCCACAAGUACAAAUGUUUUCUCAGUGGUUGAGCCUGAAAAAAAUAACAGUUGUGAUUUGGGUGCGUCUGACAGUCCUGAAGCAUUGCCAACUAAUUAUUGCAAGCCAGAAACCAAAGAUGCAUCAACACAGUGUUCAUUUGUUGUGAGGAGUUUACAUGCCAUGGAAGUCCAAACUACACUGUCGAUGCUGAAUACUGUGGAUGCAGAGGUUCAAGUUGAGGAAUCUUGCUUUGAAAGCAACACCUCAAUUUAUGAACAGUUCUAUUCUUCUGAUUUUGAAGAAGCAUCAUCACAGAUAACAGAAGAGUCUUGUGAUAAUGUUCACGACGACUGGUUCACUCAGGUGUCAGAAGACUCUACAACAGAUGAUGAAGCAAUCCAAAUUGAACCCCAAGAGGAAAAGAAAUAUAUAGUUUUCAAGUCCUGUCUGAUUAGUCUUCUUUCAAAGUGUCUUUCUUGUGGAGAGACAGUAAUUGAAUGUGAAGAAAACACUGUAGGUAGUUUGCUAUCAUUUAAUCUUUUUUGUAUAAAUGGUCAUCACACAACAUGGACAUCUCAACCACUCAUAAGGAAUGUCCCAGCUGGAAAUUUGCUUUUGGCUGCAUCAACUUUAUUUAGUGGAAACACUUAUGAAAGAAUCAGCCAAUUUGCAUCUUUCAUGAAUCUCGAAUUUAUUGGAAAACCAGUUUUACAGCUUUCAAAAGCAGUAUCUUUUCCUGUUGUUGACAAAGGUUGGAAAGAGGAGAAAUCAGCUGUUAUUGCCGAAGCUAAGAAGUCUGGUAGUCUUAAUGUGAAUGGUGAUGGUCGAUGUGAUAGCCCAGGGCAUAAUGCCAAGUAUGGUACUUAUACAAUGAUGGCUGACUCUGGAAAUGAUGACUUGACCCAUUGGAUUAAGUCCAUUUCUAAUCAUCUUUGGUGGUGCUCUGCAAGUUGUAACAAGAAUGCAGAAGAAUGUGGAAAAUGGAAGUCUGUCCUUAACCACAUUUCCAACAAGCAUUUCUGGAAGGGGAACACAUAUUUUCAUCAAUGUUGCCACCAACAAUUAACAGAAAAAGAAACAAAGCAGAAGAAGUGGUUAUCUCCUACUUCACAAGCAUAUAUCGCUGCAGAGAAGGUGAUAUGUGACAAGAGGCUUCUAAAAGACCUGCGGAAGCUAUCUGAGUUUUGUCACACAGGAGAGUUGGAGGUUUACCAUUCCCUUUUACUGAAAUAUUGCCCAAAGCGAGAGCAUUUUUCAUUUCCUGGGAUGGUAGCCCGCACUCAGUUAGCAGCAUUAGAUCACAACAACAAUAUUAAACGUGAUAAAGCAGUUAUUAAGUCAGGGACAAACAAAGGGCAAGACCGUUACAAAAUGAUUUUUGCUAAAACACAGAAGCAAUGGGUUGUAAAAGCAAUGAAAGAA
Molecule: messenger RNA, 1859 nt
Organism: Xenia sp. Carnegie-2017
Lineage: Eukaryota; Metazoa; Cnidaria; Anthozoa; Malacalcyonacea; Xeniidae
Source: RefSeq, a predicted model, not a curated record